This is a messenger RNA of Rodentolepis nana, 954 nucleotides long. The record is from the annotation of a GenBank genome assembly. Lineage: Eukaryota; Metazoa; Platyhelminthes; Cestoda; Cyclophyllidea; Hymenolepididae.
AUGUCGAAAGUUAAUAUUUCAGAAUUACGUCCACCGAUUCCGGACAUUAGUACUCCAGAUUUUCAUACAGUGAAGGUUAGAUGGGACAACUGCCAAGAAGAUUUGGAACGAAAGAGCAUAUUUGCGAUUAUUGAAGUUACAUUAAAAACUAAAGGUGUGAGCGAUUGGACUCGCAUAUACCUAGGGAAAGGUCUUUCAUGUACCUAUGAAAAUCUCAAAGGUUCAACAGAAUAUGAAUUACGUCUAAGAUAUAAAGUGGGAGGUAGGUAUGGACCCUAUAGUGAUUCCGUAAAAUUUAAAUCACCCGCGGAGCCAAAUACCGGCUAUGACCUUCACAGAGCCAUCGAAUUUGAGAACAUCGAUAAGUUGAAUGCUAUACUUGAGAAUAGGAAUAGGAAGAUUGAAUAUACCGAUCUAAUGGAUCAUACUCCAUUGAUGGCUGCUGUUAUUAAAAACAAAAUGAACAUUGUUCAAAUUCUUCUGAAGUACGGUGCAGACGUGAACACGGCCAAUAAAUUGGGGCGCACAGCUCUAAUGAUUUCCUCCAAUGAAGGACAUGUCGAUAUUGUCGAGUUACUUAUUCAAAGAGGCGCAAAAGUAAAUGCACAGGAUGCCAAUGGAAUGACGGCGAUAUUUUAUGCUGUGGAUGGAGAAUUUAGCAAUGUUAUUCGAACCCUAGCUAAUGCUGGAGCAGACGUCAAUCAUAAGGAGUCCGAAAAUGGGUACACCCCAUUAAUUCGUCUCGCUUCGCUGACCAACAAUGGAAAUGCAGAGGUUGGGAAGACAUUGCUUGAGCGUGGAGCUGCAGUCAAUCAACAAGAUAAAUUUGGACGAACCGCCCUCAUACAUUGCGCUUUUCAUCAAAGUCAUAAUGACCUUGCAAAGGUUCUCUUGGAAUAUGGAGCAGAUAUAAAAAUUCCAAACAAAAUGGAUAUAACACUUGGAAUGACGUAG